This is a messenger RNA of Penicillium oxalicum, 2628 nucleotides long. Its product is annotated as vacuolar protein sorting-associated protein 35. Gene Ontology annotation, biological process: intracellular protein transport; retrograde transport, endosome to Golgi. NCBI's taxonomy places the organism in Eukaryota, Fungi, Ascomycota, Eurotiomycetes, Eurotiales, Aspergillaceae. The coding region runs from base 1 to 2628 and encodes 875 amino acids. Gene Ontology annotation, cellular component: late endosome; retromer, cargo-selective complex; retromer complex. The transcript is spliced from 5 exons. The record is from RefSeq and is a predicted model, not a curated record.
AUGGCGAGCCCACCCCCGGUCGCCGAGGACCAAAGUCGCCUCCUCGAAGAGGCAUUGGGGGUCGUUCGGCAACAAUCAGCAAUGAUGCGCAAAUGUUUGGAAACUCCCGGGAAACUCAUGGAUGCGCUCAAGUGCGGAUCCACUCUUGUCUCUGAAUUGCGCACGCCGAGCCUGGGCCCGAAGCAGUAUUACGAGUUGUACAUGGCCGUGUUCGACGCAUUGCGACACCUAUCCGUCUAUCUCAAGGAGAACCACCCCGUCAACCAUCUCGCAGACUUGUAUGAGCUGGUUCAAUAUGCGGGCAAUAUCGUGCCUCGCCUGUACCUCAUGAUCACGGUCGGUACCGUUUACAUGUCGGUCGAAGAUGCGCCAGUCAAGGAGAUCAUGAAGGAUAUGAUGGAGAUGAGCCGUGGCAUUCAGCACCCAAUCCGUGGCCUCUUCCUGCGCUAUUACCUCUCCGGCCAGGCACGCGACUAUCUUCCUUCGGGAAAUAGCGAGGGCCCCGAAGGCAACCUCCAGGAUUCCAUCAAUUUUGUUCUGACAAACUUUGUGGAGAUGAACAAGCUUUGGGUCCGACUGCAGCACCAGGGUCCUUCUCGGGAGCGGGAACGCCGGAUACAGGAGAGACGCGAGCUGGAACUGCUCGUUGGCAGCAAUAUUGUGCGACUAAGUCAGUUGGUUGAUUUGGAAUCGUACAAGUCCGGAAUAUUGCAGGCGCUCCUGGAGCAAGUGGUCCAAUGCCGCGACGUAUUGGCUCAAGAGUAUCUCUUAGAAGUGAUCACGAAAGUCUUCCCGGACGAGUUUCACCUCCAUACUCUGGACCACCUGCUAUCUGCCAUUGCUCGCCUCCAUCCCCACGUGGACUUGAAAAAGAUUGUGAUUGGAUUGAUGGAUCGAUUGUCCACAUAUGCGACAAAAGAGAGCGAUUCCCCAUCGGAGCCGGAAGUACGACGAGAGCAGGAAGAAGAAGCUGUUGUGCGUUUAUUGAAAAAGCUCGAGCUUGACAAUGAAAAGAAACAGCGAUCGGAAACCGAAGCAAGUGGAACGAACAAGUCCCAAGAUAAUGGCGUGGCAGCACCGGCCAAGGCCGAGGGAUCAUCCGAGGCCUCAAAAGAGGAGGCCGAAGAAGAGGAGACAGCCACAGCUAGAGAGAAUGGCAAAUCGGCCGUGCCAGCCGAGGCCAAACUCUAUGACAUCUUCUAUGAUCAAGUGGUCAACCUGAUCAAGACUCGCGCGCUCCCAAUUCAGGACAUUAUGGCGCUACUCGUUUCUCUGGUGAAUUUGGCUUUGAACAUCUACCCAGAUGAACUCCACUACGUGGACCAGGUCCUCAACUUUGCGACCGAGAAGACUGCUGAAUAUACCGACCAUGCCGACCUUCAUUCAGCUCCGACUCAACAGCACAUCCUUCAUCUACUGAGCGCUCCCCUCCGUUCCUACAUCUCCAUCUUCACCGCCCUGGCACUUCCUCAUUACCUACCCCUUCUCGCAUCGCAGUCUUAUCCCACUCGUCGUGCAAUUGCAGGCGAGAUCGUGCGAAACUUGCUGAAGAACAAAACCCUGAUCAAGAAUACCGAGAACCUUGACCGUGUAUUGCAGGCGGCCCGGGUCUUGAUCAAGGAGGGGCUUCAGCAGUCGAGCGGAUACCCUGGGGCACCCUCGCAGCGGCGGGGUGGUGAGACUGACGAGACAAUCGAGGAGCAAGGGUGGCUUGCGAGGUUGGUUCAUCUCAUCCAAGCACCUGAUAAUGACACACAGCUCAAGCUUCUUCAAACUACUCGGAAGGUCUACGCCGAUGGCAAUGAGCGCAUCCGAUACACAACACCCGCUCUUGUCACAGCAUCGAUUCGCUUGGCUCGCAAAUUGAAGGCGCGCGAGCAUUAUGACGAUAACUGGCAAUCUCAGUCCUCAGCUCUUUAUCGGUUCUUGCAUCAGUGUGUCAACAGUUUGUACCAGCGAGUCAACCCAGGAUGCGCGGACCUGGCUCUACGCCUUUUCGUGAUGUGUGGUGAAGUUGCCGAUCAAACCGGAUUUGAGGAAGUCAGCUAUGAAUUCUUCGCACAGGCUUUCACGAUCUACGAGGACGCCAUUAGUGAUUCGCGCGCUCAGUUCCAAGCAGUCUGCAUAAUUGCAGGUGCUCUUCACGGAACCAGAGGAUUCUCAAAGGAGAACUACGACACAUUAAUUACCAAGGCCGCUUUACAUGGUAGCAAGCUUCUCAAAAAACCCGACCAGUGCCGUGCUGUAUACCUCGCCAGUCAUCUUUGGUGGGUGGUGGAAAAUCCCCAGCGCGGGGAGGAAGAUGCAAAGAAUCUUUACCGCGAUGGCAAACGUGUUCUCGAAUGCUUACAACGAGCCCUUCGAGUGGCCGAUGCCUGCAUGGACACAGCAGUCUCUGUGGAACUCUUCGUUGAGAUCCUGAACCGCUACGUCUACUACUUCGACCAGCAAAACGAGACCGUGACCACCAAGUACCUCAAUGGUCUGAUCGAGCUCAUCCACUCAAACCUUCAGACUAGCGAAGACGAACCAAAUCCGAGUCUCGAGGGCCCGAAGCGUCACUUUGAGCGAACCCUGGAGUACAUUCGAUCUCGUGAAUACGAAGGCGUUGUGACUGAGCGGCAAUGA